Molecule: messenger RNA, 2066 nt
Organism: Rubroshorea leprosula
Lineage: Eukaryota; Viridiplantae; Streptophyta; Magnoliopsida; Malvales; Dipterocarpaceae
Source: the annotation of a GenBank genome assembly
GGCUGCCAAAGCAGCCAAACCCAAAAAAAAAAAAAGAAAAAAAAAAAAGGAGAAAGCAGAAAAAAACCUUGAUUUUUCUCCCUUCUGCAGAUCCACCAUCGCCACCAUCGCCACCAUCACCUCCGUUCUUUCACCACCAUCACCUCCGUUCUUUCACCUCGGAUCUUCACCAUCCCCUUGCUGAUCUGACUUUGUUUUUUGUUUUGUGUGGGUUUUUUUGGUUUGUUUGUUUAUAUGUUGCUUUGCUUUGUUUGUUUGCUGUUUUUUGCUCUGUACGGUGCAGAUCCGGCGGCCUUCUUUCUCCUCCGGCGGAUCUGUGGCGGCGCGCGCGAGGGCUGCCAGAUCUGACGCCCACCGCGACGCUUCUGUUGAAAGUUGUGGGUGGGUUAUGGGUUUUAUAAAGUGCUUACAUUUUGGGUAGUAUUAUAAUGUUGCUGUUAAUCUGUGGGCCACUAAAAAAGAUAAUGCUUUUUUUUGGCAUUUUUUAUUGAAUAGCAUGGCAAUUGAAUUAUGGGGAAUGUUGUGCUUUUUCCAUGGUGGGACAUUUGGUCCAGGACCACCAAUUGAGUAUAAAGCCGCUCAAUGUACAUCAUUACCCUUUGACUGUGAUAGGUUGAAUGUUGGUGUGAUCAUGGAUGCAAUUGUUAGUUUUGGCUAUGAAGAUGUUAUGAUUAAAAACGUGUAUUACACAACAAUUGGAGGAAGUGGUAGCACAUUGAAGUGUUUGGCUGGUGAUGACAAUAUUAGGGACAUUAUGUGCAUGGUGCAUGUUGAUGGUUGUGUUGAUAUAUAUGUUGAUCAUGAGGUCAAUUUUGCCCAACUUGCUUUUCCAGAAUUAUGUUGGGUUGAUAACAAUGUAGUUGAGGAGGAAGGUAGGCGUGAAGAAAGGGUAGGUGAGGAUGAAGGUGGACAUGAAGAAAGGGUAGGUGAGGGUAUUAAUAGUGAGGUUUGUGAGGGAGCAAAUGAAGGUGAUUUGGGUAACAUAACCCAAGAGUACCCUGUUGGUAGUAAGGCUAAUACUGGGAAUACAUUUGAGAAAGAUGAAUGUAGUAAGGGUAAUAGAGGUAAUUGUGGAGAAUCAGAGUUUGGGUCAACUAAUGGUUAUGUUGAUGAUUGGAGCUCAACAAAUGAUGAAGUAAAACCUCUUUGCAGUAGUGAUAGAGAUGAUGAGGAGUUAAUUAAUGUGAAGAAACAUGCAAGAUCUACUUUUAUAAAGAAGCCAGCCAUUAGAUCUACUCCAGUCUUUAAGGGUAAGAAGGUUGCAUCAUUAGAUCCUAUUGAGUUGAGAAGAUUAAGGAAAGAGAAGGCAAAGCUUGCAAAGAAAAAGUACAAAACACUACCUCAUACAAGGGAAUGUCAAAAGGGAAAGGAUUCAACACCAACUAUACAGAAGAAAAGAGAUCUUGUACAUCCUUCUAAAGGCAUUCCUAUUGAGAAUGAUGUGUUUGAAAGUGACAAUGAUGGCAGAGACAGUCAAUAUGAAAAUAGUGAUGCUGCUAGGAAGUUGAGGGAUUCAUCUAUUAAGUAUGAAGAAGAAAAUUUGUUUUUUGUUUUAGCUGAUGCAACGAGACAAAUGAGAGCUUCUAAUGUGUACUUCAAUCUUUGUUGGGAUGUACGAUUCUUUGAAGUUGGUAUGAGAUUUCAGAAUGCAACACAGUUCAAGGAAGCAAUGAAAAAGUAUUCUAUGAGAAUUAGUUGUCCUUUACUUCAUACAAGGAACAAGCCUAAGAGACAAAGGCAUAAAGGGGAUGAUAUCAAACUGGCCUUUGGGAUAGCUACAAAGGCAUCAUACCAAAUUGAAUUUCUCGAGAAAAUGGAAGAGUUGAGGGGAGUCUCCGAGGAAGCUUAUGCUAAGAUGAUGGAUCUAACAGGAAGGGAAAAAGGGUUGUUUGUAGAGACAUGGCCAAAUGAUAUUGCACCUAGAGUCAUGAAAAAGAUAAAGGAAAAUAUCAUGAGGUCAAUGUAGUGUUAUGUCAAGUGGAAUGGGGACCCUUCAUUUGCUGUGUGUGAUACUACUUCUGAUGUGACACAUGUCAUUGAUUUCAUAACAAAAAAUUGUUCAUGUA